CUUGAAUUGUCACCACUAAAACCUGCAGCAAAACAAAAGAAGGAAAACUACUAAUUUUAAUCGUUUAAGAGAUUAUUUGGCGUAAACCUGGGGCAAAGCCGUUGCUAAAUCGGCCGGGAAAGCUGCAAGUAUCAAUGCUGGACUCUACGGUAACCAACAUGGCAGUUUUCCUAUAUCCUACGAUGGGCCUGUGAUGGAGCGCUAGCUCCUGGCGGCCAGAAUGUGGCUUUUUAGGCGCCGGUGGCGUUCCGCGCUGGCAAUCAUAUGUGGGGCAUGCAUCUUGCUGUUGUUAGCAAUCGAACUAUUUAUAGUGGCUGGCGGCGGCUUCGGAGCACUGCACCAGGACGAGUACGUGGUCCGCACGCGUCCUUUGUUGUGGACGCAACAACUUCUACCGCCAGAGGAGCAGCUCAAUCGAACUCGUGCCGACCCCGAGGCGCGGUGCCGCAACUCUGUCCAAGGCCGCCAGCUGCUGGCCGACGAGAGGGGAUUCGUGUGCCGACGCGAGGAGCUACUGCCAAGCGGUUGCUGCAAUCCAGAACUACCCGGCAUCGGUUACUAUAGCUGCCUUUCCUGCAAUGUCACCACCCACUGUUGCGGUAUUUACGAAUACUGCGUCUCCUGUUGCCUGCAUCCCGGAAAGCAGCCGCUGCUGGAACAGGUACUUCGCUCAGCCAACACGCCCAAAUACAUCUUCACAAAGGUCGCCGAUCACUUUGAACUGUGCCUCGUGAAAUGCCGAACGAACUCACACUCUGUGCAGCAUGAGAACCAGUACCGCGAUCCAGCGGCCAAACACUGUUAUGGACUGACGGAGGCCCACGAGUCGCAGAAGAACGUGGCCCCGAAGGUAGCCGCCGCCGGCAGCUGAUCUCCCUGUGGAGAUUACUUUCUGAGAUUUCACUGAGCAGAUCCACUAUCACUGCACUAGUUUUAAGAUAUCGACAAGUCAGGGUGUACACUGUCAUGCUUUUUACAGAAAGUGCAAUAUUCAACACUCUCUAAACUAUUGUUAGCCAUAACAAGCUCUAGGUAUCUUUUUUUAUAGCCAGAUUAUGUUCUAAUGCUCGUCGGCAGAGUCCUCCUGUUUCAAUAGCUCUGUAAUAUUGUAAAUUGCCAUGCAAUAUGACUCUAGAAUGGGUGGAACAAAAAUAUAGCUUAUAAGAACCCCAUGUCCAAAAGAUAAUGACGAAAAAGGUAGUUCUCCUCGAUUUUUGUAAAUAGCUAGUAGACAGUUUUUUUUUUCUAGAACCGAACAAAUGCUUUAGCUCUCUGUUUUUUAUACUAUAUUUAAUA
Molecule: messenger RNA, 1296 nt
Organism: Drosophila bipectinata
Lineage: Eukaryota; Metazoa; Arthropoda; Insecta; Diptera; Drosophilidae
Product: SREBP regulating gene protein
Biological process (GO): positive regulation of SREBP signaling pathway
Source: RefSeq, a predicted model, not a curated record